AUGAACGUUUCUCCAGACGCUCCUUUGGAGCCGCCUCCUUCUGCACCGCCUGCUUCGACAGGGGCCACAGUAGGCGCCGUUGGCACAGAAGUCCACCUGCCGCCGUUCUGGACGAAAAACCCGCGUGCAUGGUUCUCGCAGAUCGAAGCUCGCUUCGCCCUUCGCCGAAUCACAUCACCCCUUACGAUGUAUCUGAACGUCGUUUCGGCCUUACCUCCCGACGUUGCUGACCAGGUAGACGACCUUCUGGCCUCCCCACCUGCCGAAAAUCCGUACCAACAGCUCAAGGAAGCGAUUCUUUCGUGUGCUGAGUGCACAGAGCAGUCACGGAUCCGUCAGCUCCUCUCUGGCGAGGAACUGGGCGAUCGCAAGCCAUCGCAGCUUCUCCAUCGUAUGCAACAACUGCUCGGAGGCGCCACGGACGAUCAGCACCCCAUAUUACGUGAGCUAUUCCUCCAGAGGCUUCCGCAGCAAGUACGAAUGGUCUUGGCCGGCUCCGAAGAUCUCUCCCUCAAGGCCUUCGCCCAACUCGCGGAUAGGAUCAUUGAGUACUCUUCGCCUUCCAUCGCCGCUGUUUCCCACCGCACCCCGCACGCCCCUCCUUCCACUGACAGCUCUACCCGCGCCCUUCAGGAGCAGAUUGCGCGGUUGUCUGAAGCUGUGGAAAGUCUCCGCUCUGAUCUCACUCACCGCCCUCGGACUUUACGUUCACCGUCCCGCGGCCGCCGCCGUUCUCCUUCCGCCCAGUCUGAUGCACAGAGCCAGCCCAACGGCCUCUGCUGGUAUCACAGGAAAUACGGCGACAAGGCACUGAAGUGCACACGACCUUGUUCCUGGACGGGAAACGCGGAGGCCGGUCGAUAG
Messenger RNA from Ornithodoros turicata, 864 nucleotides. RefSeq lists its product as uncharacterized. The record is from RefSeq and is a predicted model, not a curated record. NCBI's taxonomy places the organism in Eukaryota, Metazoa, Arthropoda, Arachnida, Ixodida, Argasidae. Bases 1 to 864 code for a protein of 287 amino acids. The transcript has a single exon.